GCAAACCCUAUGAACGUGGUAGUCCCGUAGUGAAUAGCUGCGCAAGACAGAAGUUUUACAGGUUCAAAUCUCAUCUGCGUGUUGAACUUGACUACACUUAUCCGUCCAACUUACCUCAUUACGUUGCAAUGCGGAACUCUCUGGUACAGUUGCCCGACCGUCAAGCAAACACAUUUCUAAAUGUUGGUGAUCUUUUGUUUUAUUGUGCCCGUGCGUUUAGCAUAAAAGGUUCAUUAGAUUUGGUGAGACGUUGUUUCAAGAUUAGUAAAUUGCCUGAGAGAAUUUGGUUUGAUGUCGGACCAUUUGUUGAACAGAUUAUAGCAUACACAAAUCCACUUGGCAUAUUGUUCGGUUUGGGAGCAAAUGGUGGAGGUGUAAUGAUGAGUAAGGAUUUGGGAAGAACAUGGAUAUCAAUCAACCCAUUCAUGUAUCAAAACAAUUUGAAUACGUCGACUGAAAUCAUCACAGCAAGUGUCGUACCAUGGAUUUCAUCAACUGGAUCAAUUGACAACACACUGUUUGAGUCCUUUUGCAAGAUGCGAGUGGCUGAACAAUGGAAUGUUUGCAUCAACCAAAUCUAUGCCAACCAAAUGCUGUUAGCUAAUUGGACUUACACAUGCCCGAAAAUCAAGCUGUUUUAACCAAUCAAUUAUCUGGACCGGAAAUACGAACAUAGCUUAAACACUGGUGAAUUUAAGUCGUGUUAGAUUCAGGUUGUAUACGAUUAUGUAUUUGUCAGCGAAUUUCUAUUCAAACUGUUAUCUCAUUAUUCAUCGAACAAUUUACCUAUUUUUAAUCAACUAUAUGCUUGUGAAACUUCAAUUUCUUUUGCUUUGAUGAAAACGAAUAUCAUUUGAGUACCAAAACAGUUGAAAAUCAAGACAUUUGGUCAGUUACUCGCCAAUUUUAGAACAGAAUUUCGAAGUGUGUUCGGUAUCAGUGAAUAGUUUGCUAAAUUUUAAAAUUCAUGGUGAUGUAAUGUAAAGAUUUGUAAAAGUGCUAAGCAAAAUGACUCCACGAUUGAUGGUAGGCCUAGAUUAGAUCCUCUGUCGUGGAAUGACGGCACAAAAUCCAUGCAUUUGAGUAAAUGCUUUACUUAAUGAGUGAAGAUUUAUUAUUAUUAUUAUUAUUAUUGUUAUUAUUUUUAUUAUACUGUUUUAAAGUCACUAUAAUUACAAAAAGAAAA
Schistosoma spindalis is the source of this 1186-nucleotide messenger RNA. NCBI's taxonomy places the organism in Eukaryota, Metazoa, Platyhelminthes, Trematoda, Strigeidida, Schistosomatidae. The record is from the annotation of a GenBank genome assembly.